Archocentrus centrarchus (flier cichlid) is the source of this 23784-nucleotide messenger RNA. It is a transcript of the gene syne2a, whose product is annotated as spectrin repeat containing, nuclear envelope 2a. Lineage: Eukaryota; Metazoa; Chordata; Actinopteri; Cichliformes; Cichlidae. The record is from RefSeq and is a predicted model, not a curated record. The transcript is spliced from 112 exons. The coding region runs from base 1 to 22890 and encodes 7629 amino acids. Gene Ontology annotation, cellular component: membrane. Gene Ontology annotation, molecular function: protein binding.
AUGGCUUCAGGUGGAGCAGAAGAGGGCGAUGGAGGGAUCCCUCUGGAUAUUGACAAUGUGCACAUGCUCCUCCAAGUGGAGCAUGAUCAGAUUCAGAAAAGAACAUUCACCAACUGGAUAAAUGCUCAACUUGCUAAGGGAUGCCCGCCCUCAUUCGUGUCAGACCUGUUUUCUGAUCUCAGAGAUGGGUCAAAGCUGCUCGACCUGCUGGAGGUGAUGAGCGGCCAGAUGAUGAAAAGACAAAAGGGUCAUGGGGUUUUCCAGCAGAGGGCCAAUAUUGAGACAGCACUAAAAUUUCUCAAGAAAAAAAAUGUCAAACUGGUGAACAUAAACAUCCCAGAUAUCAUAGAUGGGCGGCCAUCCAUCAUCCUAGGCCUUGUAUGGACCAUCAUUCUCCACUGCCAUAUUGAGGAGCUGGCCAGUGCUCUCUCCUUCAGCUCGCGUCAUUCCUCCCUCGACUCUCUGUCCAGCCUCGACUCUUGGUCUGGCAGCCCCGUUCCAGCUAGUCCAGUCCCUGCAGGUCGGACAUCACCUCUUCACAGACGUUUCCGCAUGUCUGCUAAGAAGGUCCUGCUCAUGUGGGUCAGGGACCAGUGUAAAAAGGUUCAUUGCUCUGUCAAUGUGAAGGACUUCAAGUCAAGCUGGAGAAGUGGAGAAGUCUUCCUGGCCAUCCUGUGUUCUCUCAGGCCUCAGUUAGUUGAUCUCUCACUGGUCCAAUCCAGAAGCAACCAGGAGAACCUGGAAGAAGCGUUUCAUCUUGCUGAGCAAGAGCUCCACAUACCCCGCCUGCUGGAGCCCCAGGAUGUUGAUGUUAGCGACCCCGACGAAAAGUCUAUCAUGACGUAUGUGGCCCAGUUUCUACAAUACUCCAGUGACAUGCCAGCACCCGACGACCACCUGCAGGUUUCUCCAUGUGAACGAGCACAACACGUGACAUGCUGGCUGCAGCAAGCCGAUCAGGAACUAUCAGAUGCAUGGAAGGCUGCAGAGAACUCAAGUUAUGCAGAAAAAUAUCAGGUGCUUCAGAGCUUCACUGGCUCCUUCACUGAGCAAAGGAGGGCAGUGAUGAACCUCCUAGCUGCCCUACGCCGCCGCCCUGAGCUGAAUCAGCAGCAGUGUACUCUCAAGACAGCGUGGGAUCAUCUGGAGGAAGAGCUGCAGAGGUGUAAAGCAGACUUGGACCUGAGUCUUCCUCCUCCUCUGGACUCUGUUGCUGCGUGGCUGAAACAUGCAGAGGCAGGACUGGCAGAAGACACAGGGAGUGUGAAAGAUCAUGCAGAUGCUGCUAAAGAAGCAAGAGCUCAACAGGAUAUCCUAAAGAUUUUAAAUAAAGAAAUGAGCUAUUAUGUCAAAAUCGUGGAGACUUACCACAACAUGGACGUCUCUGGGAACGUCGUGGUGCCCCCUGAAAAGUUUGAUGAGAUAAGAAAACGUUUAACCAACAUUCGCGUGUCAGCCAAGUAUCACGGGAUCAGGUUGGAGUACCAAGAAUCCCGUCACACUGUCCUGGACCUCCUGAGCCAGAUCAGUGCCAAGGUCCAAUCCUGGAAAGCUCCCUGCAGGUCUCAGGAGUCCAUCCACGUUCUUCUCCAGGACUGGCAUGAAACAAUUGAGCAUCAAGACCUGCUUUUCCUUCUGACAAAUGCUUUCCAAACCCUGAAAGAGAAGGCAAAUGUUUAUACCAGCAAAGCAGCGCUAAGUGAAAAUUUCCAGCUCGUUAAUCAUCAGGUGAAGGAAGCAGAGCGUGAAGUUGAAACGGUCAGACAGGCUGUGACAGCUGCUCGAGGUACCAUGGAGAGAGUUGUGUCUGCGUGGGAAACGUACAGCAAGAGCCUCGCUUCUCUACAGGCAUGGCUGGCACAGGAGAAACAUUUUCAGGCUCAGACUCCAGCUGCAGCACAGGAUAUUAGUGAGUGGGCUUCAUGUCAAGCUCAGUUAAACGAGGCGGGAAACUUUCUCAUAGACGUGACGGAAAGUUCAACCAGCCUCAGUCUGGCUGAGCAGUUAAGCAAGGUCAACAUGCAGUGGGCUGAAUAUGUGAAGAAAGCUAUGUUUGAAGUAUCAUCAGAUCCCUGUGCUGGUGCAUCAUGUCUUCAAAUGGUGCAUUCACUUACCCAGGAGGCCAGCUUACUCCUCAGACAGCCACUCGAGGUGGCCUCAGUCCCACUGAAGGCUAUCAGACGGAAAUUACAGUUACUGAGUAAAAAGAUGGCAGAAGUGAACGUGUCAUCUCUCAGCUCUUUGCCAGACUUUCAAACAAGUCACUUAGAAAAACUCCAGAAAACUCUCCCGCAGAUGCUUGUUGAAGCAGCGGGGGCCUGUGGGGAGCUGCAGCAGGCUGCAUCCAGGCUGGAAGGUGGACUGGCUGAGUUGGAUCGUUUGAGCACCGAUGCCCUGGACUCUUACACUCACCAAAAGCAAAAAAGUCACAGAGGACACUCUACAUUAGUACCUACAACAAAAGGGCUAAUCUCUCGAGGCUUGCAGCUGGCAAACUGGGUUAAAACUGAAGAGAUGGAUCUUCAGAGCCUUGUUGCAAGACUACAGAAAACCUCUCCUCUGCAGCACCUCAGCACCUCCACCUUGAAGGACAGAAUCACAGAGGCCGUCUCCCGCUGUCAGGAGAUUCUUGGGAUGCUUAGUUCUCUUGGGUUGAAGCAGGAAGCUGGUGAAUUUCCUGAGAAUCAACCACCUUUUAAAACAAUCUUUGAGACACACAAACAGUCAGAGAUGGGGUUAUUAGUUGUGGCCAGAACCAAACAUGUCGACAACACUGGGAACAUCAUGCCCCAAUCUCAGCACACGGAUCAGCUUUCAGCUCACACUCCUCAACAAAGGACAAGAGAUCCCCAGGGAAAAGUACAUGAAGAAAAAUAUAUUAUUACAUCCAACAUAGUAGCCAAUAGCUCGUCAGCAACUCCUCUUGUUCCAACUGCAAAAGAAGCUGAAUCAGAGUUUUUGAUUCAGCCUCAGUCAUUUUCUAAAUUGCCUGCUCUAGCUUCAGGUUUCGGUCAAAACGAUCUGCGGCCACCUGCUACAACUCAAACUCCUGUCAGGGUAAAGUGUUCAGAGAUACCAGUUCUCUCUAAACAUGGAGCGAGUUCAUUCUUACAAUUUCAAACCAAGACUGCAGGACCCAGUUCUGUACAGAGCAAUAAACCUCCACAACCACCAGUCGUGGUCCACAGUGAAGUCCAUUCAAGAGCCCAGUCAAUGGCAAGGAGCAGGCUGGAGAAGGCCAGGUUUCGUCUGCAGGGACGCAUCCAGCAAGCCAUGAAGUUAUUUGGUGGCAAAGAGAUUUCAGAGUCUGAAGCCAAGAAGAAACAGAAAGCUUUAAAAAUUCUGCAACCUGCCAUGCUCGAAGAGUUCCUCUGUGCGGUGGAAGGUUUUGGGGCCUUCUGCUCUGGGCCCCAGCUCCAGGACUUGAUGCUCCUCUCUGACUCAGUCAGAAAACAGUGGGAGGAUGUAUGCAGAGAAAUGGCUGCCUUUAUUCCCAUCUUGUGGUCAGAGAUCAGAGAAGGGAAGCAGUCAUUUUCUGUCGUGCGGUGUGAAAUGCAUACUAACGCUUUCAGUGAAGCUACUGCACAGACUGACCGUGAUUCUUUGCAGCAGCAGUUUCUCAGGAGCUCAUAUUUCUCCCAGGCCGUCACUGAGGGAGCUGCAUCUAUUGAGGAACGUGCUGAAUCCCUCAGGGAGCUGUGUGAAACACUGACGCCAAAGAAAUCCUCCUGCCUUGCAACAGACCAGCUGAGGGAGUCAGAUGAAGUAGAGGAAACACAACCCAGUGACACUGCAAUCCCAGCUGACAGGGGAGGGCAGCCUGGGGGAGACGCCCCACUGAGUGCGACUGAUGUGUCGGCCGACACACAGCCGAGUAACAAUCUCCUGCAGAAACAAAGCGGUGAUGGCCCACAUGAAGACCGCUCAUCUGUUUGUUAUGCCGUGCCAGUCCAGCCUCAUGGUGAUAUCCUCAAACCGAGAGUUCAGGACGUCCCAUCUGACAAGAAAACAGACAGCGGGUCAGAACAGAAUCCAAAGCCUUCACUUCGAGCCAAAGAGCAGCUGCUGAAAGCCCGUCUACUGCACAUCGCAGAGAGCAGUCAACAAACCCAAACUCAUACACAGGCUGUUGUCAGGAGCAACACAGUGGAGACCAAACAGGAAGCAGAGCGGACCGUGAUCCCAGAGUCGGCUGCCGGAGCUCAAGGAGAGCAUCCCUCUGAACAGGAAGUGCAGGAAAGAAUGGCGUCUCUGGAGAAUAUUGCUGACCUGAUGAAGUCUGCAGAUGAUCAGAAGACACUGAUCACGCAAAAACUGAACAAGCUCAUCGGAGAGUCUGUGGAUAUCUCCUCUUUGACUUUGGAUGAGUCGACAUUAUUACCUGAUUUAAAGGAGAUGGACAGCAGACUGCAGGCUGGAAUGAAAAAGCUAUCAGAAAAAGGCAUCAAAGAGGAAAGACAGGGCCCGGAAGCCGCAUCCUCCCCAUCCUUCGGCAGGGGCCUCCAAAAUAGCUUCCAUCAUUUUGAGCAGCUCAGACAGCAACUGGAGAAACUUCAGUCAGCUGUCUGGGCUCUGGACUGCUUCCUGGCCACAGUGAGAGAAGUCAAGACUGAGAUCCAAACUGUGUUGGCAAGCCAGCACCUGAGCAGGCAGAAACAGCAGGCAGGCUGGGAGCAGGACAGCCAUUCUUUGCGGGCAGUAAUGCAGAGGUUGCAGGCUGCUACUGUGCAAUCUGAUUCUGUGGACAGCAGUUUAAAGGCAGUGGGGAUGACUCUGACUAUGGAUGGUGCACCUGUAACAUGUCAGGAUGUGGUUAAAUCGGUCACAGAGCAUGUUGUGGAGAUAGAAAAACAGGACAUACAGGAACAUGAGGAAUUGAAAACUGUGGCGAUAUGGCAGACAAAGUCUGGCAAUGCUUCCCUACAGCAACAGGAGGUGCAAGAAGAUCCCUCUGCAAGUGAGGCAAAUGAGGAGUCAGGUUUGGAGGCCAAAAGGUGUAAGCUGGAAGGAGAGAAUGAGACAAAGACCCAAAGGGAGGAAGAGCACACGACUCAAACAUGGAGACUUGGAGAAGAUGUCGCAGAAACUACGGACCAGAGACAAAGAAGAAAAAGCAGCCUGGUUAAGAAACAGGGAGAAAAGAAGGAGAGCUUGGUCCAGAGGAGAGCAGCCUUGUUAGCAACACUGAUGGAGACAAAGAAAGAAGCGGAGCAGCUGAACCUGCAGGAGCCCACUCUGCCUGCUCUUCAACAGAGGAUACGUGCCUUGACAGAGUUGGAAAGUCGUCUCGCUGACCUGCUCUCUGAAGUGCAGUACAUACAAGGUGCAUUGUCACAGUCAGGAACCCCCGAUCAGAGUCAGACCAGAGAGGUGGACGAUCUCUGGGAGGAGACAUCAAGAGCUGUAACUGAAAGGCUGGAGCAGUGUGGUGUCCUAACAGAGCUGCUGAAGAGGUUUCAGAGCAUUCGUGGUGAGCUGAGUGUGACACUGCAGAGAGCAGAAAGCACUAUCAGCGAACAGGCCUCCUACAUGGGGAAAGAUAAGCUGCAGAGACUAUACACUAAAGUCCAGGAAACAAAAGCAGAGCUGAAUGGCCUUGGAGAUGGUAUAGAGGAGGUCCGCAGUGUCUGCAGACAGAUUCACACUCACUCACGUCAGAUACCAGAAUGCACCUUCACACCAUUUGAGAGUGAAGCUGAUGCUCUCAUGGAUCGCUGGCUGGAUUUAUCAGAAAGAACAGAUUCCUGUCUUGAAAAUGUACAUCUAGCCUUGUCUCUGUGGGACGGAGUCCUUCAGCUGGGGACAGAAGUGGAGCACUGGACCAGCGAUAAAGUAGCAGUGUUUGCUCAGUGCCCGUCCUUUCGGUCUGAAGAUGACAUCAAAGCACUGCAGAAUGAGACUGUGAUUCAAGAAGAGCGUAUACAGCAUUUCCACCGAAGAGCCACUGAGAUUCAGACACUGCUUCAAAGCACAGAGUCCCCUCUGGAGCUCCAGGUGGUAGAAACCCAGAUGCGGAAGAAGCUAGAGGAGCUGAAGGAGCUCAUUUCUGAAGCUGAGGAUGUUUACAAGCAGAUGGUGAUUACUAAAGGACAAAUAACUGGGAGGAUGGGCGAGUGUUUCAACUCCCUGCAGAAGAUUCAAGACUCCCUCCUCACUCUUAGUGGUCCAGAUGUUGCGACAGUCCUUGGAAAACUUAAGGAGCUGUGUCGGCAGCUCCAGUCCCAGGACGAGCAGGCGGAGAGCCUGUUGGAGGAUGUGCAUGUUAUGGCCUCUAUUACGUGCCCAGAGAGCCUACAGAGUCUAUCUGUGGAAGGGAUCCAGCUACAGGAAAAAGUCAGAAACACCCAUCAGCUCUUCUCUGAAGUAGAAGAACAGACUGAGAGGAAUAUUCGUGAUCUGGACCGGCUGCAAACAGAGAAGGAGCAUCUGGAGCAGUGGCUUCAUGCUGCUGAGGAAAAAGCAGCAAAGGGGGAGAAUCUGAGUCUUCUGCAAGAAGAAGCACUUCAGCAAAGGGUGAGGACAGAGCUCCUCAGUCAGCUUGUGUCAUCUUUACAAAGCAGCAACCUUCAGCAGUUGGCGGUGCUGGAGGACAGUAAAAAACUGCUGGAACAAUACCACAACUUCUACACUAACAUACCGGGUGACUCUAAGGACACGCGGUCCUCUCUGAGGGAGGACAUUGAGGUGUUUCGGGCUUUGUCCAAGUCCGCACAAUCAUGGAUCAGAGAUUUGAGACAAGCUGUUGACUCUGCACUUGUUGAAAGCCCCGGGAUUCAGACUCCUUUAGAGCAAAAACUUCACUGUGCUCAAGCAGUGUUAAAUGCCACAUUCGAGGGGGAAGCUCGCUUGGAAGAGCUCAGAGUUACUGGAGAUGAUCUGUGUCGCAGAGCAUUGAAUCAAGAUGACCUGAAACAGGAAGUUCAGGAAACUGUUCAGAGAGCAGAGGAGCAGUGGAGAGGAACUUUGCAGUCAGUUGAACCCUAUUACAGUGCUCUAAAAGCUGAUCCAGAGGUCACUUCUUUGUACCUGGCCCAAAGGCGGGAGGCUUGCUGUAAAGUGGAAGAGCUGCAGCACCAAACAGAUCAGCUUCCCACUUUCUUUCCUUGGCCUGGCACAGCUGAGCGUAAACAAGCCUACCGUCUUGCCCAUCAACUACAGGAGGAAAUCGAAUCCUUGCAAUUAACCCUUACCAGCAUGUCUGAGAGGAGACAUGAGCUGACUGAGCAAACCAGCAACAGCAUCUGGAAGGAUUCCUCCUGGGCUGAGCUCGACACCCGCUGCCCAGCACUGAUGGCAGAGCUGAAGGAUGUGUGCUUCCGGCUCGAGGAAGGUGCGAGUAAUGAGGAACAUUUUGGCCAGUUACUGCAGCACUGUUACCACAAAUUGACGUCCCUGCAGGAAAGAAUGUCAGCCUGUCAAGCCCAGAAAGAAAUCUCAGCUGGAGCAAACACUGAUGUUGUGGCUCUGGAGGCUUUGCUACAAGAAGUAACAGACAUUGAAAAAGACCUUUUACAACUUGCGUCUCUUAAGGACUCCAUCAAAGUCAGUUCCAUAGCUGAGGCCCAAGCAAGCCUGACCCAGCAAGUCAGCAACCUCCAAAACCACAAGAGGGCACUAGAGAGUAGCAUCAGAGAGACUCUAGCACAGCUCAAAGUGAACAGGGAUGGAAGCAUUCAGCAAGUUAUAGAAGAAGCUUCCUAUGUACAGACAGCCCUUAAAGACCUGGCUGAAGGUGUGAAGAGUCUGUUUGGCAUCAGCGAAGCUUUGCCUGAUAUCAGCCAGCUGAAACAACAGUGGUGUACGAUACAGGACUGUGGUAGCAGGUUGACAGCGUUGGCAGCAAGAGCUGAAGAGCUGCAGAGGACCAGAGAGUCGAGCAGCACACAGGAAACUCUUCCUGCAGACAUCAUUUUGACUGUCAGUGCCAUGUUUGGAGACCUUGGCAGCCUCAGGUCCAUUUUUUUGCAAAAGAAGCAGCAUUGUGCAGAAAACACUGCAAACAGAGUGAGAGAGACCAUCAGCCAGCUGCAAGAGUGGAGCCAAAGAAUACAAGCUGAACCAUCAACACACAGCCAGGAAACUCUGGAUGAAGGUUUGCAGCUUCAACAAGCACUUUAUAAAGUUCUCUCAGAACAAAACUUUCUUUUUAAUUGCCUGGGAACAAGCGUGGCUCAGAAAUUGGAGAAAAGUGCUUCAGCCACGCUCACUGAAAGCCAGUCUGCACGUGAUUCCAUAUCUAAACACCUGGCCAUUCCUGUUUGUGGCAGUGCACACCUGGAAAACAAAGAUUUGCCAAGCAGAAGUGAACAAGAAAGUGGAGUACCUCAUUCAGCUUCUAAUGGAAAAACUCUAGCCAAAACUCUGGGUCUUACGGCUUCUCCUUUCUCUUGUGCAACAGACAGCCAGGAAAACUCAGGCAGUGAUCAGAAUGACAACAAAAUUAAAACCAAGGGCACUGAACCUCCUGCAGAAACAUCAGGAGGUUUGAAUGUGGAAGCCGAUGCCAUAAAACAAGACCAAGCAGGGGUGGUAAAAACUAAAGUUGAUGUCUUAGCCCAGAUUCAGGUUGCAUGCUCAGAAACUCCAGUUGUUUUAAAGACCCAGAUAGACCCUCACCAGUUAACACCACAGGAAGUACUCUUGAAGUCUUAUCUUGGGCCAAAAGAUAAUAGCGUCCGCUUGUACACUGAUUCCAGUUCUCAAAGCAGCAUUUCUGAGAAUGACACAGGGCCAUUAGUAUCAGAUUCACAUCCUAACCUCAACAAGAACUUAAUAGCUCAGGAAGAAAACACACCAUUGCAGAAUGACAUCACCUUAACCUUACUCUCAAAAUUGUCAGCUGUAGGUGCAGACAAUACUAAAGCCAUUGAUUCAGCACACUGUGUCCCAUCCUUGAUAGAAUUACCACCAACAAAGCCAGACAGCUUACCCAUUACUGACCCCAAAAGUGUGUCUGAACAUCUAGAAGUGCAGUUAGAGACAUUUGAGGCAAAUACAAAUGCUCAGAAGAACCACUGUAAACACAGUGGUGUGACCACAAAGAAAGUGUUCACAGUUGUAUUGGACGUGGACCCACAGGACAUGUGGCGAAAGGAAAAUUCUUCUACAGAAUUCCCAGAGAUAAAAACUGGACUUUUUAUGACAUCAAAGAGUCAGGAGUCAGACAAAGACAUGCAACACUGCAGUUUAGCUGCACAUCAAUCAGAGACAUCUAAGGCGAUCACCAGUGUGCGAGAAAAAGAGUUUUUCGGCGAGGACGUCAGUGUAGACAUGCAGAAACGUGAAAAUGCUAACGCCAGCAGCCCAGAUACACCCAGAUAUUCACAGGAUGCAGAGUUUUCUACCGCAAGGCCUACAGAGGUUUCCAGCAGAGUAUUUCCUGAAAAUAAAUCGGGACUCUUUACCACUUCAAUCAGUCCCGAAUCAGAUGAAAUCGACUUUCAAAACCAUUAUGAGAGUCCUGAAUCAAGCCCCUCAGUGUUAGUGAAUACAGUUUGGGAGAAAGUAAAUUGUGUAAGUGCCAAAUUGCCAUGCAAAGAAAACCACAAAGCCCAUGGUUUAAAGCAUAAUGAGGUGUUGAAAUCCUCCAAAUCAUGUUUCCCUGGUGCUGAAUGUCAGCUCGCUGGUGCACGUGCAGCAGAAACAACAUUUCCAGAUGUCAAACCAAAGGAGACAACAGAUUUCUGUGACUCUGGGGAGCGAACAGUGAGCACAGCGGAGGAUUUACUGGAAAGUGGGGAGGCCUUAAAUGACACACAGAUAUCUGCUACUGGCAAAAAACAAGUGACUCCUGAUAACACUGUUUGCAGCGCAGACACAGCAUGUGAGGAGGUGCCAAAAGGAGAAAACACAGAGGAAGCAAAUGACUUGGAAAGCACAGAAUGCAAAGGUUCAGAAGUGCCGGAAAGACGAGACAUUGCUUUGCUGCCAAAAGGCAGAAGUGAGAGGAAGUUACCUGCAGCACUAGAAGACAUGGGAGUAACACAGACACAGCCUCAGAUCCCAGAAAGCAUGGAGCCUGAGAGGACAGCACUGGGUUCAGCCGCUGAUCUGGGUUCUAAAGAGGUGCCAGCUGGUUCAGGAGACUCCUGCAAACACAGGUCCACCAUGUGGGAGAUUUUAUCUGAGAUCCAGAAUGUGGUGGAAAGAAGUAAUAUCAUAAAUAGAACAUCCCACACUGAUUUAAACUGGUACCUGAGGUCCUCUCCUGGAGAACCAGAGAUUCAGUUGGUACGAACUGUUCAAAAAAUUCUGGCAUGUCGAUAUCAACCAGCACGACUCAGUGUCACGGCUAUGGCCAAGCAACUGGAAGAGGCAAAGGAGUACCAGCACGCUGUGCAGGAACAAGUUGGUACUUUGAAAAACUCGAGUGCUGAUAGGUUUUGUGAACCAAGCGACUUAAAAAGUGCUGAAGACCAGUGGAGUGCAGCACUGCUAGAUGCCUCUGCCACAGUGCAGGUCAAAGCAGCCCAACUGGAUCAGGUCAAACAGUACCACAGACAGAUGAAGAUCACCAGAGCUUUCCUGGAGGUUGUAGCUGCUGAGAAGGGGAAAAUGAGCUUAAAUACUUUGGGAAGCAGUGCUCUACAAGCUGAAAAACUCCAUGUGCUGCUGCACACCAUGGAACAAAAAAAAGAUAUGAUGGAAGAUUUGCUCCGCUUAAGUAGCCGGUUGUCAGUACACUUGAGUGACGCUGAAAGUUCAGGUGCUCUUCUUGCUCAGCUUGGAGAUGUUCAGGAAGAAUGGCGGCUUUUAAAAGGAAGUCUCAAUAGAGCUCUGCGGCAUGCCUCAAACUCCACCUGUCAAUCCUCACUUUUUUUGAAAGAGGCUGAACAGCUGAAAGCCAAACUCGAAGCUCUCCAGAAAUUCGACUGUCAAAACUUUGACAGCAAAUGUUCUUUAGAAUUUGUUUGUCUGACCACAGAUCUGAAACUGUACAACCAACUUUACCUACAUUUACAGUCCCAGUCAGAUGCUCUCAUCAAUUUUUCUCUGGGUCAGAAGGAGAACGAUGAAAUCAAGAGUAGUCUUCAGGGAUUGUCAUCCUUGCUCAGUGUCACCAAAAAGAAACUUGAUUCUGUGACGUUUAGCUCUGGCGACAGUUCUUCAACUAAGAUCAACAACCAGCUUCGGGAGCUGAUUGUAUGGGCCAAGCAGGCUGAAAAUCAUAUCUCCAUUGGGAAAAAGUUGGCUCUUUUCCCAGAGGAGGCUCGUAUUCAGAUUGUCGAAAUGAAGAAAUUUCAGACUGAUAUUUUGUCUAGACAAUCCAGGAUGAGAGUACAAGUUGAAGAGAUGAAAGAGUUAGCCUCUAAUAUGGAAAAUGAAGAAGUGUUGAAGACAGUAGAGGACCUUUAUGAAGCCAUUGCUGACAGCUUGGAUCUUGUUCUCGACACCAUGAAAAAAGAUCUUCAAGAGAGAGAGAAACUGUUAUGUGCGCUUGCUAGCAUGGAUGCCUGUUUAGCAGAAACACAUGCUAAAAGAGACCCCUGCACCCAUGUUCACAAUGUUUCAAAAGCAGACCUCAGAAAGCUGGAGAGUGACCUGAAAAGUCAUCAAUUAGCCACAGCGGAGAUAGAGAGCCAGUUAAAACUGGUGGAAGAAAUGUCAGAAAGUUGCAGGAAAAUAGCCACAGGGUUGAGUCCAGCAGAGAGCCGCUAUCUUGUCAACAGACUUUCAGGCCUCUGGACAGAAUUAGAUGGAUUGCUAGCUCAUGAGAAAGCCACUAGCUGCGAAUUAGAGGAGCUGAUUCAUGAGCGCACCGCUUCAGAUCGGGAGUUAUCUACCAUUCAGGCUAGCUUAAAGCAAAUUUCUGCUGAUCUGGAGCAGCUGAAGUUCCCUUUGACUCAAGAAACCCUUUCAGUGAUUGCACAAUGGAAACACAUGCUAAUGGAGCAUCAGUGUCAAGCACAGGAGCUGCAGCAUUGCCUGGAGGCAAAGCGAAACUCCCUGCUGUGUUGUAUUGGGGAAGUGCAAGACAGGUUCAAGGCACUUAGCAUAAAUGUUUUCGAACAAGAAAAAUAUCUGAAGCUGAGGACACAAAUGGAGGAAUCUAGAGACAUUGUCAAAGGGCAAAUACAGGAUGCCAAAAACAAAGCAGUCAGUUUGGAUGAGAGGUUUAGACUAUGCCAAACAGUCCUGGUUGAGCUUCCUUUAGUCAAGACACAAUGUCAAGAAGCAGCAGACCAACUGGAAGUUAUAGCUCAGGAGUUGGACCCAUCUGUGCUUAAUUCAGAGAGAGAGAGGAUCCAUCAUACUGUCGAAACUUUGCUCUCUUGGGAGCAUCGUGUCACAGAUGAUAUCAAAAACCUAGAAGCUGAGUUUCUGACAGGUCUACGGUUUAACUCGGAGCUUCCUGCCUGUGUGGCGCUCUUAGAAAGCACAAGAGUGGAGCUGGAAGGAGCCAAACCAGUCAGUCCAGAUGAAGCAGCCAUAGAUAUUGCGCUACAACGAUAUUGGGUCAUUUGGAGAAAUAUGGAGUCUGGGAUACGGAUGUUGGAAAAUCUGGGACAGAAAGAAAAACUUGACCUGAGAAACUACAAGGAGCUGUAUUCCCUUAGGGAUUCAGCCUUGCAAGAAUUCCACUCACAGAUGGUCACUUUAUCACAAGCGCGAGAAUCCUUGAAAGAUUAUCACUGGGCUGCUCAAGGAGCAAUAAGCUUCCUACAUAAUGCGGAGGCAACCUUCUUAUCAGCUCCUGGAGGAUUUUUAGAUUGUGCUGAGGAACAAAAACAGACCAAAGAGGCUUUAGAAGCUCUUGAAGAAGGUUUUCAGGCUCAUAUUUGCCACUUUGUCGAACGGGUACCUCAACAACCUUGCCUAUCCCGCUCAAACACUGAGCAGCUACACAUCAACAUCCUCAGCCAGUUACUGGUUGGAAGAGCCGUACUGGAGGCCCAGGCACAGCUCAGGCUUGAAUCCUUGCAGAGGUGUGAAUUGACACAGCAAAGUCACAAAAAGUGCCAUGAAGACAUCUGUCAGCAUCUUUCACAGUUUGAGGACAGGCUUUCACAAUGUGCUGCAGAACAUGUGACAUCAUACGACAAAUGUGUUGCCCAACAGAGAAGAGCUCAGCUUCUCGUGGAAGAUCUUCACAGUCUCGCUGGGAGGAUAGAUGACCUGAGAGCUGGUUGUCCAAUGCAGGGUUGUGGGGUUGGGAAGGAUGGUGAGGUUGGUGCCUUCUGGAGGUGCUGGGUAUCAUUACGUCGUGGCGUUGGCCUCCUGAUGGCACGCACAGAGCAGAGAGGAGAGGAGUGGAAGGACAUUACUACAAGUAUGGAGAAGUGCUGCAGCAGUUUGGCCAGUCUUCAGACAGAGGUUCGAGACUCCGCUACUGUGAACUUCACUUGGGAGGAACCGCAGGAGCUUCUUGCCCUGGCUGAGAUGCAUCAGACAGGCUUGGAGCAGGAGCAGCAGGCCUUGGCCUCCCUGGAGCAUCGACUGGAGCACGCCCUGAGCUUAUCAAGUUCCCAGGAUUUCAUCACCCCAGGGCCUAUUGGCAAAAUGCUGGUGAAGAUCCAAGAUAAUGUCAGGAGCUUACAAGAACAGAACCUGCUGGUUGUAGCUGCAGCCCAGGCUGAGGAGAAUGAGAGACAGCAAGUUCAAGAACAGAUAGGAGAGAUUCAGAAACGUGUGCUGGUCAUUCUUCCGGCACUGGAAGUAUGUUUGAAUCCAAGCGAAAGACAGGAGCUCCGAAAGGAGUUGUCCUCCCAGAAGACCAAGCUUAAGUGCAUCAUGGACAGCGCACAGAGCCGAUACGCAAAGGCUCCUGCUGAUAUAGGCAAGCAAAUACAGGAUCUUCAGGUGUCUCUGCAGAGAGCAGAAGAGAAGAUCAUAGAGAACAGCCUAGUUAAGAAGCUGGCAAGCAGAGUGCUGGAGUUGGGUUCUGGCAUGGAAAAGGUGAAAGCACUACUGGAGCAAAGAAGUCCAACAGUCGGUGAAGCUCAAAAUGUCCUGAAGCACGUGUGGGAUGAGCUGGACGCCUGGCACAGCAGCUUGAUGCUCCUGGAGAGCGAGGUGCAAGAUCUUGCAGAAGAGCAGCCGGAUCAAGCGCAGCUUCUCAUUGACCAGCUCACACAACCACAGCAGCUCUACCAAGAUGCAGCACAGAUGGUUGAGCAACGCACCACCUUUCUCAGCAAGAUCCCAAAGUGUCUUCAGGAGUUAGAAGAUAUUUUGUGCAGCGCCACCCGCUGGUUAGAUGAAGCCCAGUCAUGGCUCACUGCUCCCUGCUCAUUCACAACAACAAAAAGCCUCCAGAAUCAUGCAAAGUCCCUGCAGUUGGUCCUGGAUGACUCUGAGAUGAUUAGGCACAACCUGCAGGCCUUCAGGUCAGUGCUGGCUGAAAUCUCUGCUGUGUGUGACAUCACUACCCAGGAGGAAAGGCUGGAGCAGAACGACCAACAAGUCCUCAAAAUGCAAGGCAGCAUCCUCGAGCCGCUGGAGCAACUCCUGCAGGCUGUUGCAAUGGUGGAGGGAUUGGAAGCUGAGCUGAAGACUGUAGAGAAAAAUGUGCCGAAAAUCAGAACAAUUUUAUCCUCCAUAGACGACUGCAACAUAACCCUGACAGAGCAUCUGCACAACAGACAGGUGAUCCUGGCUAAUGUGCAUUCAAUGCGGAGGACGCUAGAGGAGAUAGAGAGAUGCAAAGGAGAGCUUCACAUCCCACUAGGGGCAGAAGAAGGCCUUCAGGUCCACUCCAGAGGCAAACUGCUCCUGCAGUCACUCGAGGAGCUGGAACUUCAAACCAGGCAGCAAACCUCUCUGCUUGAGGACAAGAUAAGAGCGGAGGAAGAAGCAGGCAUGAGUCUUGGCAUCACUGCAGUCUCUCAGGAGAUGGACAGAUCUCUGCAAAGACACCUGGUCCAGCAGGGGGCUUUUGAGGUGUUUUAUUCAGAGGAAGAGGAGGAUGAGGAUGACAGGAGUUGUCACUCGUCAUCCUCUGACACACUAACAAGCAGUAUUCCAGAGGACCCGGAGGAGACACUCACACUUUCAGAUGUGCAGGAGGAGGGUAUGGCAGAACAUAAGCUGCUGUCAGAUAUUAAGGAUCUAGAGGAUCCUCAGUCUUCUUCCGGAGAUGCAGAAAAUUCUGAGUCAGAUGUCAACCUUGGAUCUAAAUGUGUUGAAACUGGAAUAAUAACACCUGACUCUACAGCUGAUUUUGACAAAGUGCUUAGUCCUGGAUCUGUGACCGCUCAGUCACGAAACACCGCAACCAUCCCUGCAGCCGAAGGCCAGUUUAAAGCUGCUGUUGUGGACCAGCACAGGUCACCAAAACAUGAAGCCUUUGAUGCUGAUGCUCGCACAAAGACCCCUCAGGUGGCAGCUGCAGUGGGAGACACGAGGCUGAUUCCUUCAAGACCUAUAACUCCAUUUACUGCUCGAGGAACAUCAGAUGAUCUCAUAGAUGAGGAAGAGGACGAUCCAUUGCUGUCCACAGCUCCCAAUCCAAAUUUGGAUGUUUUUAAUAGACUGAAAGAGCAAACUGAAGUCAGCACCAGAUGUUUGUUGGAAGGAUCCCAGCAGUUUCCUGAAGAGCCAAUCAGCUUGGCUGGACACGAAAAUGUUAACCACGAGCGCCAAAGGUGGAGCCACCUUCAUUCCAAGAUUUCUGAAAAGCUGACCACUUUGAAAAAGGUUAAGGAGGAGCGUCAAAGUCAGAUCUGCAGAGAGGAUGGAGGGACUGGAGAAAAGGUUCCAGACGAGUUGAUAUCACCUGGAUCUACUGGUGCAGUUCUUCAGCAGAUACAGGAGUCCACCACCGUGCUAAGACAAAUAGUGAGCUCUGCAGAUGGUUCUCAUGCAGGUCUGAAGGAGGAGUUUUACGAGGCUGCACGGGGGGUCCUCCUCUGCCUGGACUCUUUCACUGGCCUUCUGCUGACGCGUGACAGCGCUGGUGAGGAUGAAUCCCAUUUGAGGCUGCUGCAGCAGGAGUGUGUAUCAGCUGAGCUGUGUACCCUGUCUCAGCUGAUGAGUAAAGUGGAGUCAGAGACCAGGCCUGCACUUUCAAAGGAAGAACCAGAUGCUUACAGCUGUUUGACCUGCCUUCAGGAUUGUCUUCAUACGGCCCAGCUGGCCUUGACUUCCUCCCACAAUCAGCUUAUUGAAGAUCCAGGCCUCAAGGACCCGUGUCAGGAGCUCUCCUCCAAUCAGCUGUGUCUUCUGAAUGAGUUUGAUUUUGGACAGAGUCAAAUCUUUCCAAAUCUAAAGGAUACUCCUUCUUUGGAGUGUGUGCUGGGCAGACAUCUGAGGGAAAGUCCAGGGGAAAAGGCCAAGCUACAGCACAGUUCUCGGUCCUUGCUUCAGGGGAUAACGCGGCUCCUGGAAUUGGGUGAAGAAUGCACAAGAGAAAGAAAGAUGAGCCAGGUUCAGAGCCGCAGUAAACUUCAAGCUGUUCUCUGCAGAAACAAGAAGCUCAUGCAGGUCCUCCGGUCCCAGAUGGCUUUUGUUCAGUAUCUAUUCCAACAUGAGCCAGAAGCACUCAAGUGUCAAGAGGAUGAACGGGUACAGCUGGAAGUCAGGGCCAAAUCACUCCAGCAACAGGCUCUGGAACAGGAAGUAGCUUCUCAAAGGAGGCUUCAGGAGUGGACCCGCUGGGAGGAUAAUUGUGGUCGAUUGGGGAGAGUGCUGGAUGAGUCUGAAGCCUUCAUCAGCAGAUGGGAGCCAGAGGGAGAUGAUGAUAAGGAGGAGCUAGUGCAGCACAGACUAGAUGCCUGCCAGAAAAUGCUGGUCCAGCUGGAUGACAGCAAAGCUGCUUUAGGAGUGAUCCUGGAUCAGGGGAAGGUCCUGCAGGCAGAGCCCCUGUUUGCUGCCUCAGCCCAUCAAGCAGGCGGCGCUCUGGAGCUGCGCUGGAAGAGCACCUACAGGCUUACGGAGCAAGAGAUUCAGCACUGCAGAAACAUCCAGGACGCCCGAGUCAGAUUCCAGACCAAUUUUGACUCGGUCAGUGAAUGGCUGGCUGGUGCCAACGAUCACCUGAAGACUUUGUCAGGUCUGGCAGAUACUUCUGACGUGAAUCAGGAGUGUGUUAAAAGCAGUCUCAUCAAACUGCUGGACUUCUCCAUGGAGUUAGAAGGCAUGUCUCUGCUGAAGGCAUCUGUAUCCAAGGAUGCUGCUCAGCUCCUCCAGCUGAAGGAGGCUGACUGCCCUGGACCGAGAACUCAGCUCACCCAACUGGAGAACAGCUGGAACCGGCUAACCUCUGACAUGUCAAAGACACAAGGCCAGCUGCAGCAGUGUCUGCUGGCAGCACAGCCAUCGGCUGAGCUGCUGUGUGACCUGGAGGACUGGCUGAAACAAAUGCAGAGCUGCAUGAACCAGGAGAAGGAAAAAGCCCUCAAGGCCAGCAAUGCAGCUCAGGUCACUAAAAUCCUGCAGCAUUUCCAGGCAUUCAAAGCAGCUGUGACAAGUGGACAACUCCACCUUGAUUUCCUGUGUCAGCCUGGGCCUCAGAUGGCGGACGUCCAGGCGCUCCGCUCUGAACGCACAAUGUUCGCAGAGAAACUCGGCGCCUUCAGGCUGCAGUGGUUGCACGUCCAGAGGGAGCUGGAGAGUCAGAUAGUGUACAGUGAAGAGAGACAGGAAAGUGGGGAGAGAGAGAUAGGGGAAGACACGCAGGAAAGGCCCACAGGUCGGACACGGACCCGAACCACCUGCACUACAGCCAUGUGGUGUAUAUGUUCACCUGCUCACCCACUGAGCCACCCUUUGAAACAGAUUUUUGAAGUUGGACACUGUUUGACUUUCCCUCCUCAGAUUUCUGGCGCUGAGCAGAUACAUAGCACUUGUGCAGAAAGGGAGAGGCGUUUGCAGUGUCUUCACGUCUGGAUAGAGCAGCAGAAAAAGCAGCUGAAUCAGUGGAAACAGCCCACCAGCCAAACUCUGGCUCAAAAGGCUCUGCUGGAGUGGGAGGCUCUUCAGGGUGGAGUGAAGGAGGUGGCUACAGCUCUGCGGGAAUUAAAAACCACACGAGUGCAUGAGAAAAAGGAAGAUGAACAUCCAUGUGCCUUUUCUAAUGAGGCAGAGAGUGUCAGUCAUGCUUGCAGGGAUCUUAGUCAACAGAUCGAAGUUCUGAGACCUGCUCUUCAACAGGUUGUGGAAAAGUGGAGCUGCUUCCACAGAGAUCUGAGGGAUGUUACUCUGCACACCACCAGGGUGCACUGUGCCUUUCAGCAUCAGCAAGCUCCUCUCUUCUCACUCAAGCAGGCAGAGGGAUACAUGGACUUCCUCCAGCAGCUUCAGGAGGAGGCUGGAAAAGGAGAAGCACUUUGGGCAGCUUUGGACAAAUCCUGUCAGAAUCUCGUAGGGUCUCUCCAUCACGGAGCAGCACAGGCACUACGUGACGAAGUGGAAGGAGAACGAAAACGGUGGAAGAACAUGGUGCAGGAGAUAAAGGAUGAAAACAUAAAGACUGGAGAGACACUUUCUCUCUGGCAGGAGUACACCGGCCUCUCCGAUAGCUGCUCUGCUCAGCUGGAACACCUGCUGCAUGAGUGGGAGGAGCUAUCGAGUUCUUCACUUACACCUGGACAGGACACUCAAGGCCUAGUUUGUUCAGUAAAGAAGUUGGAGGAUGCGGCUAAAGAACUGCAAAGCAGUAUGGGAGAUGUGUUGGCAUCAUCCAAACCUCUUAUUGGAUGGCUAGAACCUCUACCUGCAAAUUUAAUCCAAUCAGAAACCAGACUGCUCUCGCGUGGCAUCCUGCUGCUGAACAAGGCAGUGUCAGGGAAAAAGAAAAGUCUCCAGGAGGAUUUAGAGCAACUUAAACUAUUUCAUACUCAACUGGAGGCGCUUGAAAAGCAGACACAGAACUUACAGGAUAAACUACAGGCUGGCAUACAUGACACAGACUCUGUACAGCAGGUACUCCAGGAGCUCAGCGAAUCGCUUCCAUCACUGCUGGACCUCAGAGAGAUGAGUGGCUGCGUGAGCCUUAACAACCAGGAGACAGAGAGACUGCACAUGCUCAGCAGGGAGUGGGUCGAAAGCAUGACUCGUACAUCAGACAGAGAGCUGCAGGCUGAGUGCCAGCGUUCUCUGAGCUUUCAGGAGAAGAGUAGGAGACUGACACAGAUCAAGGAGAAACUGCAGCAGGAAUCAGUGUGCAGAAAGAAUCAGAGUUAUUUAAGCCUUCAGGAGAUGCUCGCUGUCCAUCAGAGGCUUCAGGCUGACAUUACCGUUGGACAUCAGCUUCUGCAGGGUCUUCUCUGUGACGCAGUCACGUCCAUGGAAAAAGAAACAGGAGAGAAAAGAUCUGAGCUUAUGGCGCAAGUGGUCUGUUUGAAUGAUGGCUGGUUCAGCUCUGUGGGUCUGGCUUGUCAGAACCGAACGUUAACAAAGGAACAGCUGCGCCAGUGGAGAAUCUACAGUUGUGGCUUAAGACGUCUGUGGAAGCUGGUGAGGGACGCCGACUCGUUACUGCCCCCAACUGGGUGCUUUCUUUGUACGCUGGAUCAGCUACAGAACUGCGUGAAUGAUUACCAGUGUGUUACAGAGUCCCUGGAUCUGCACUCCACUGUGUACACCCAGACACUGGAGGCUGGGAGACAUUUGUGUGAAACAAUGACAGACUCAGAGUGUCAGAGUCGACUGCAGUCAGAGCUUCAGGCCAUAGAGGAGGCCUGGGAACGAACCACCUCACUGCUGAGGGAAAGAAGAGACCUAGUUCAUACCACUGUUAAGAUGUCGUGUCAGUGUCAGGAAGGAAUCAUCAGGAUAGUUUCUGAGCUGGACAAGUUGAAGCUGAAACAACAGACGUCUGAAAGACCAGACGACUCCGCGCUUAUCCAGGAGACUGAGCUCUCUCUGCAGCGUUUGAAUACCCGUUUGAGGGAAUUGGCCACCAUGAAGACGGACCUGUCCCAGUAUGUCGCGGCCAGUGACUCGGCUCUGCUGGAGCAGCAGCUGGUGCAACUCCACAGUCAGUGGGAAGAGCUGUGUAUGAAGGUGUCCUCGCGCAAGCAGGAAAUCGCUGAUCGUCUCAAUGCUUGGACCAUCUUCAAUGACAAAAACAAAGAGUUCUGUGACUGGCUGAGUCACAUGGAGAACAAAGUGUGCCACUGCGGAGAUCUGAGCAUCAAGGAAAUGGUGGAGAAACUGAAGAAGGACUGCAUGGAGGAAAUUAACUUGUUUAGUGAGAAUAAAAGCCACCUGAAACAGCUGGGAGAGCAGCUGCUGCUAGCUAGCGAUGAGGCCAAGCAGACCCAGGUCCAUGAGUCGCUGCAGGAAGUCAACCAGCGCUGGCACAACCUCUUCCACCAAAUCGAAGCCAGGGUGAAGAAGCUGAAGGAAACUCUGGUGACGAUGCAGCAGCUGGAUAAAAACAUGAGUAACCUCCGCUCGUGGCUUUCUCGCAUCGAGGCCGAGCUGUCGAGACCCAUCACCUACAGCGUCUGCCACGAACAGGAGAUCCAAAGGAGGCUGGCAGAGCAGCAGGAGCUGCAGAGGGACAUUGAGCAGCACACGGAGGGUGUAGCAUCCGUGCUCAGUCUGUGCGACGUGUUGCUGCGGGAUGAAGAUGCUGCCGGUGGCGCUGAGGUGGAGAGCGACUCCCUGCAGGAAACCAGCCGCAGCCUGGACCAGCGCUGGAGGACCAUCUGUGCUAUGGCUCUGGACCGGAGGCUCAGGAUUGAGGAGACGUGGACACUCUGGUGCAAGUUCCUCGAUGACUACUCCCGAUUUGAGGAUUGGCUGAAAAUGGCUGAGCGAACUGCUGCCAACCCCAACUCAGCUGAUGUCCUUUUUGCUGUCGCCAAGGAGGAGCUCAAGAAGUUUGAGGGUUUCCAAAGGCAGGUUCACGAGCAGCUGACCCACCUUGAACUGGUCAACAAUCAGUACCGCCGGCUGGCCAGAGAGAACCGCACGGAUCGAGCCAGCCAGCUCAAAGCAAUGGUACACGAAGGCAACCGGCGGUGGGACGCACUGCACCGAAGAGUGGCCGCCAUCCUCCGCAGGCUCAAGCAUUUUACCAGCCAGAGGGAGGAAUUUGAAGGGACCAGGGAAAGCUUGGUGGUGUGGCUGACCGACCUGGACCUGCAGCUCACCAACGUUGAGCACUUUUCAGAGAGUGACGUCCAUCACAAAAUACAGCAGCUCAAUAGUUUCCAGAGGGAGAUCACCCUGAACACUGAGCGCAUUGAUGGACUGAUUGUGUUUGGAGAGGGUCUGAUCCAGAAGAGCUCACCGCAGGAUGCAGAAAAGAUAGAGGAGGAGCUGGAGGAACUGCACUCCUACUGCCAGGAAGUUUUCGGCAGACUGGUCCGCUUCCAUCAGCGCCUCAGCCAACCCCCAAUGAUCACGGAAGAACCAGAGCUAUCUGGUACCACCUUUUCCCUGGAGUCCAGCUUGGAGCUGAUUGGCCGACCGUGGCUAGGGCGGAGCCUAGGAAGUCUCCCCGCCACACCCACCCACCUGCUGUCCUCUCCUCUGGAGCGUUCAGGGCGGGAGACGCCGGAUUCACUGCCUUUGGAGUGGGACCACACCGUAGAUGUAGGAGGGUCGUCAUCACAUGAGGAUGAUGAGGAAGAGGAAGGGCAUGAGGAAGAGGCAGCUUAUUUCAGUGCACUGUCAGAGGCGGAGUUGACUGAAAACCAGGAGGAAUUUAUCGAAGCCUCAGAGGCCCCGCUCGCCUCUUCAUUGGUUUCAGGCAGGUCUGUAGUCGUACAUGAGACUUCAAGAUGGCCGGCACCAGGAGACAGAGACACUCAGUUUGACACAGAGGGGGACACUGAGGCCACACCCACCCUGACCAGCACCCCUCUAAAGCCGGGCUAUCUGCAUCUCAUGUCUCAGUGCAGCAGGAGCAUCGAGAGCAUUAACCGAGUCUCGCUGAUCCUGGAUGACGAGGAGCAGCCGGAGGAGUUCGGUCUCACAGGACUGGCUACCUCAGACAAACAGUCAGGUGUGAUUGAACGCUGGGAAUUGCUCCAGGCUCAGUCCAGGUGCGGUCAGCAGGCCGGCCCUGAGGAACCUGAACAGCUCAGAUGUGAUCUCGACAACAUCACUUCCUGGUUAGAAAAUGUGAUCCCGCAGCUGGACCGCCUUCAGAAGUCUGACCCAGCGGCCAGUAUUGAGGAGAUGGAAGCCAGAGCUAAAGAACUAAAGGAGAUGCAGAAGAUGUUUACUCACUACAAGUCGAUCAUGCUGUCAGUCAACCUGCGGGCCGGGGGAGCUCCAGAUGCACAGGAGAAACUGAUGAGUAUGAACAGAGACUGGAGCAGAGCAUGUACGGCCCUCCAGCAGUGGGACACCAGCCUGAGGAAGAAGCUCAUGCAGUGCCAGGAGUUUCAUGAAAGCCUCCACUCUCUGCUGCUGUGGCUGGCUCACGCAGAGAGCAGACGCUAUGCAGUGGACAUCAGCCACCCAGACACGACUCUCACAGCGCUGCAACAACACAGCAACACACUCACUGCUCUGCAGAAGGAGCUGCGGGACAGGCAGACUCAUCAGGCCUCCCUUCAGGCUCUGUGGUCUCAGCUCCAGCCUGAAGACGGGGCCGAGGAGAACGAUGAGGCCCGGGAGAAACUCCACGUGACGGGCAGCAAGCUGAAGAUGCUCCUGAAGCAGGUGGACACGGACCUCAUCGCCCUGCAACAACGUCUGGACUGUGAAUCUGCAACGGCUGUCCAAUAUCCAAAUGUUUCUCAGGAGGCUGAACAUCCAAAGAAAGGCUCCUCCACUCAAAGAGAGAAGAGGGAAUCCUCUCCCCCUCGAUCCUUCUUCUACCGCGCCCUGCGUGCCGCCUUCCCCCUUCACCUCCUCCUGCUGCUCUUGCUCCUCCUGCCCUGUCUGAUUCCCAUGUCGGAAAUCGACUCCAGCUGCACUGUGACCAACAACUUCGCCUGGUCCUUCUACCCCAUGUUACAUUACACCAACGGCCCACCGCCCACCUGAUUGUAAUGUUCAUGAGAAAUUAGAAACUUUCUAAACAGUACAGAGAAACGUGUCACCUUUUGUCGUGCUUAAUCUUCCAAAGUCCAAAAUCUGUAAUACAUUUCCAGUGAAGUACAGUAACUGAUCAGUCAUUUCAUUAUCUUAUCCAAUGAGGUAACAAGUAAAUAACAGCGUAAAAAAACUACAUGUAAUGAAUAAUUGAGUCUAAAGAUGAUGAGGCCACAGUGGAUUUUCACACUACACUGAACUACAGAAGUGAAGCCAGUGCAGAAGUGCCUUAAACCUGAAUUCUUUCCAAUGGUGGCAAAAAGCAGUCAGUUUAUAUAGAAGUGCAUGAAAAAGUGAGCCCGGUGAUCUUGAUGAGUUUCAUUCAUUAGUUUCAUGUCAUUAAACAGCACGAUGCUCAUUUUAUACAGAAAGGGUCACACUUGGAGUAAAGCAGACAUUAAAGCUGCGUCACUGACAAGCGGCUCAUGUAUGAGCGCGCAUCGUCUUCUUUUUUUUAAUCCAGCCAGUCAUCGUGUUUUUGAGAUUCGCUUGUUUAUAUUUCGGUUACUUCAUGAACUCUUCCCAUUUCAUUUUGUCUGUUUUCCUGCCUGCAAGACUGAACUUCACAGAAGAACACUGAAUGUUUUCUAUAAAGCUGAAAGUCCUUUUUUUUAAAAAAAAAACAAAAAACACUUGCGUGUAUACUGAGAUUUUUGUAGAUGUAAUUUUGUCUUGAAUAGACUGUGAGCAGACAUUUCCACACCGUCUCUUGCACUGUUGAAACACCGUAGAUUUAGCAUAAUGUUUAUGUACAGAAUCUAAUAAUAUAAUGCUUAUUUAUAACUUCAAAAGGUGGAUUUAUAAGCCUCCCUUUUCUUGUAGUAAAAAAUGACUGUUUUAAACUGA